This is a messenger RNA of Panicum hallii, 1966 nucleotides long. RefSeq names its product UDP-glycosyltransferase 92A1-like. Gene Ontology annotation, molecular function: UDP-glycosyltransferase activity. The transcript has a single exon. The record is from RefSeq and is a predicted model, not a curated record. NCBI's taxonomy places the organism in Eukaryota, Viridiplantae, Streptophyta, Magnoliopsida, Poales, Poaceae. The coding region runs from base 98 to 1621 and encodes 507 amino acids.
CUGGUGCAUUACGCUCUAUAGGAAAUGGUCUGGCUUCGUUUGGAAGUCACAGUUUGGGAUUGUUUGGUUCCUGCAGGCUGCAGCAGCAGGUGGAGGAAUGGAUGGGAACAAAACUUUGUCAUCCAUUUCCUUCCCCCAUCGCAUGUGGCCAAGCGAUAAUCACACCACAGCCAUUGUCACCCAUCCGCACACAUCCAUGGCCACCACUCGAAAGAAGCACGUCGUACUAUUCCCCUUCCCCGGGCAGGGCCAUCUCGCCGGCUUCCUUGCCUUCGCCGGGCUCCUCCGCCGAGAGCUCCCUGACGCCAUCGUGACGCUUGUGUCCACCCCGCGCAACGUCGCCGCGCUGAGUUCCUCCGCCGCGGCAGAGUCGUCCUCGAUCGGCCUCCACGCGCUGCCGUUCGUGCCGGCGGACCACGGCCUUCCCGCGGGCUGCGAGUCCACCAGCUCCCUCCCGCUCCACGAGUUCAUGAAGCUCUUCGAGGCCUUCGACUCCCUCGAGCCCGCCUUCGACGGCUACGUCUCGGGCCUGAUUGGCGAGAGCGAGGAUGCCAGCGCCACCGUCUGCAUCGUCGCCGACACGUUCGUCGCGUGGACGGUGGACGUCGCGCGGCGCCGCGGGUGCGCGCACGCGUUCUUCGCCUCGUGCGGCGCGUUCGGCACGGCCAUCCUGCACGCGCUGUGGAAGAACAUGCCGGCGCUGCCGUUCGGCCCCGAUGGCGCGCUCCGGCUGCCGGAGCACCUGGAGGUCGUGCUCCACCGGUCGCAGCUAUCGCCAGUUUUUCUCCACGGCGCGGGUCGGCCGACGGCGUACCACCACCGGCACCUACCGCGCGGGUACCUGACGGACGCGGUGAUCUCGAACACCGUGGAGGAGUUGGAGCCCACGGGGCUGGCCAUGCUGCGGCGCACCCUUGGCAAGGUCCCGGUGUGGCCUAUCGGCCCCCUCGUCCGCACCGUCUCUCAGACGGAGACCUACAGCGACGACGGCGUCGUGCGGUGGCUCGACGCGCAGCAGCUGUCGUCCGUGCUGUACAUCUCGUUCGGGUCGCAGAACACGAUCCGAGCGAACCAGAUGAUGGAUCUCGCCGCGGCGCUGGACGCGACCGGCCGGCCGUUCGUCUGGGCCAUCCGGCCGCCGGUGGGAUUCGACACCAACGGGGACGAGUGGCUGCCCGACGGGUUCGAGGCGUGGGCGCGCGCGGGGAGCAGGGGCCUCCUGGUCCGUGGAUGGGCGCCGCAGCUGCGUAUCCUCGCACACCGAGCCACGGCGGCGUUCCUGAGCCACUGCGGGUGGAACUCCGUGUUGGAGAGCCUGACGCACGGCGUGCCGCUGAUGGGCUGGCCUCUCUCCGCCGAGCAGUUCUAUAACGUCAAGACGCUGGAGGAAGUAUGGGGGGUGUGCGUGGAGGUGGCGCGGGGAAAUCUCGAGAGCUCAGCCGUGGAUAGGUCCAAGGUGGCUGAGGUCGUCGAGAAGGUGAUGGGGGACACGGCGGAGUCCGCGGCGAUGCGGCGGCGGGUCAAGGAGGCGCAGCAGGUGUUGAGCAAGGCGUGGGCGGAGGACGGUGGGUCGUCGCGGAUGGCGCUGCACGAGUUCUUGAGAGCGAUGCAGCUGCAAUGAAACAGAGCAUACAAAUCCUUGGUGAACAGUGUCAUUAUUCCACAGGAAGUGAGCACUCCGUGUCUUCAAAGUCCUACCUAGCUUGUAGAUGAUGAAAAAUGGCGGCCUGCGGUCGAUUCAUUCCCAGGAAGUAAUUCAAAAGGAGACUAGCGUGACGGCUCUGAAAUCUCUAGACAACGUAUUCAGGAGAACCAACGAUGAAUCGAGGCCUCCAGUCAAUUUCCUUGUUGGUUAAGAAAAAAAGACGAUAAUUCUUGCUAGAUAUCUGUCAAGAUUUAGGUGUAGAAAUGUGCAGGCACCGCACGAUUUUGCUCGAACAUUGGUGCUCCGUUCUUGUCCAACAAA